CAUCUUUGCCUCAACAUGGCGAUUGUAUCUUUACGAAACUCUGCGUCGUCGCUGUUGUUGUUUAGCAGAAGGUUAUUCAGCCCGGAGCUGAGUGCUGUCUGCUCAUAUCACAAAAAGGUGGUGGACCACUAUGAAAACCCAAGAAAUGUGGGAGCUCUUGACAAAAACUCCAAAAAUGUGGGGACAGGAUUGGUGGGCGCACCAGCCUGCGGUGAUGUAAUGAAACUUCAGAUUCAGGUGGAUGAAAACGGCAAGAUUAUUGAUGCAAAGUUUAAGACAUUUGGCUGCGGAUCAGCCAUCGCCUCCAGCUCUCUUGCGACAGAGUGGGUGAAAGGGAAGUCGAUUGACGAAGCUCUGAAGAUCAGGAACACAGACAUUGCCAAAGAAUUGUGCCUUCCUCCAGUCAAGCUCCACUGCUCCAUGCUUGCAGAAGAUGCCAUAAAAGCAGCGCUGUCAGACUACAGACUAAAACAACAGGACAAGAAGGAGGAACGCACAAAGGCCACCAAUUAAUACCUUAUUAACUCUCUAUUAGGUGACAACACCGGUCCUGUAAUGUUUCACUGCAGUGCUGUUUGGAAGAUUGGCUACCAUAUUACUCCAUCAGGUCUUGCACCCUCUUUAGGGAGUUUUAUAAUCUCUUUAUAAGUGUUAGUGGUUUAUUUGCUUUCCAUCAGAUGAUCAUCCUAUCCUUGAAUUUAAACAAGGGAGCUCAACAUAGGAGAUAUAUCAUAAAUCAGACACUACGGGUUGAGGUGAGCUUUUGUUUUGUAAUUUUUUGGCAUUUGGUUUUAUUUGGCUUGAUUGUGUAAAAUGACUGGUCACACACGGACGAUUCAGUAUGAAAAUGCAGUUAGGUCAACAGCUCAAGUAUAAAUACAACAUUAAACAGAUUAUUGUAUGAAAUUGUGCUUAUUGUGAAUAAAAAUGAAAAACAUC
Messenger RNA from Plectropomus leopardus (leopard coralgrouper), 939 nucleotides. RefSeq names its product iron-sulfur cluster assembly enzyme a (gene iscua). Lineage: Eukaryota; Metazoa; Chordata; Actinopteri; Perciformes; Serranidae. Gene Ontology annotation, biological process: iron-sulfur cluster assembly. Gene Ontology annotation, molecular function: iron ion binding; iron-sulfur cluster binding. The record is from RefSeq and is a predicted model, not a curated record.